GGCAACCCAGAUCCGAUUCUGGUAGUGUAAACUGUGAAGGUUCGUUCGUGCUGUUAGGUUCAAUCGUUAGGUCGUGGGUGGCUCAUUCUUUGGUAGCAGAAAAGUAGACUGAGUUAUAUCAGAUUAGUCUCAAAGCUGCACGAUGUAUAUAACCGACGAUGAACUGGCUGGAUUUGAUUCAUACAAGUACAGCAGUAUCGACACAUCACCCUUGUCAAAUUAUGUCAUGCACCCAUUCUGGAACCAGUUUGUGAAGAUAUUUCCAAAAUGGGUAGCACCAAAUUUGAUGACAUUCAGCGGAUUUCUACUCCUCGUUUUACAAACUGCAGUAUUGACAUUUUAUGACCCAUAUUGGUAUGCAUCAGCUAGUGAAUUUACUGAAUAUCCACCCAUACCAGCGUGGGUUUGGUGGCUUUGUGUAUUCACACAAUUCUUCUCGCAUACUCUUGAUGGCUGUGAUGGGAAACAAGCCAGAAGAACGGGGUCAUCUUCGCCCAUGGGUGAAUUAUUUGAUCAUGGUAUAGAUUCUUGGUGUGUUUCCAUGUUUGCUUUUGGAAUUUAUUCAAUAUUUGGUAGAGGAGAAUGUGGAGCUUCCGCUUGGCAAUUCUAUGCUGUAUUAUGGAUGUUGAUGACUUGUUUCCUACUCUGUCACUGGGAGAAAUAUAACACUGGCAUCUUAUACUUACCAUGGUCAUAUGAUUUUAGUCAAGUGGUAAUGGCUCUUGCGUACGCAAUGUGUGCUUUUUUCGGGACUGAGAUCUGGAGAGCGGAUAUUUAUGGAAUCAAAAUUAGAGAAUACAUUUUGGUUAUUUUAUAUGCUUCUGGAAUUUUGUUCUCAAUGCCAGUCUGCUUCUACAAUGUUUAUAGAUCUUACGUAGACAAGACUGGUAAAAUGAGAAGCAUGUACGAGGCGUUUAUUCCAUUAUUCUCAUCCGUUAUUGUCUUUGUAUUGUUCACAACAUGGUGUUUUUUUUCAACUGGAAAUAUUUUACAUCAGAGUCCAAGAUGGAUGUUAACGGCUGUUGGGGUUAUUCUAUCAAAUAUUGUGUGUCGACUCAUUGUAAGCCAGAUGUCAAACAGUAGAUGCCAGGUCUUCAAUUUUCUUAUUGUGCCAUUGUUUUGUGCUGUUUCUGUCUCAUUAUUCUUUGGUGAUGCCACAAUUGAAUCUUGGUGCCUCAAAAUUCUUACCGUCUCACUGGUACUGUUGCACAUUCAUUACGGAGUAGUUGUGGUCGACCAGCUAGCUGAGCACUUAGGCAUUCGUGUGUUUUCUAUAACAAAACAAUUAAAGAAGCACAAAGAAUGACUAUCACGCACAGAAAUAAUUCAAACAAAUUCAGAUACGGAAUAUGACAAAGGUGAUAUGCAAGAGAAUGAUUCUGUCAUAUAACCUUAUUUUCAUGACCCAUUAUUUUUGUGACUGCUUAAAAUUUAGAAAAAUGGAAAUUUUAUAUUAUCAUUGAUGCUUUUCUAUUUAGGUAUAUGAUUAACAAUAAAAAAAAAGUGCUGGAUUCAACCCAAAUCGGCGAAAAAAACUGAAAAAAAAUAGGGAGUUAGAAAAAUUGAGGAGAAAGUAUAUUAUUGAUUUUCAAACUUGAUACUAGACCAGCUUAAAAAGAACCUGUUUAAAAUCAAAUUUUCUUAGAAAUUUCAACAUUCCCUCGUUUGUCAUAAAACCCCUGACAUGUUACAUAUACUUAAAAAAGCGAUGAAAUUAUAUAUGGAGCUUAGACUAUAUUUAUUCCAUUUAAAAUAUCAGAUUUAAUAAUUGAUUUUGUGUUUGAAUGUGGCAUUGUAUAAAAAUGUGACGCCGGUUUUGAACAUCCUGUAUAUUCAACUUCCUUUUUCCUCAUCAUGUUUUUAUGACAGGGUAUAGAAAUAUCGUUUCUAUUUAACAAUGGGCCGUUUCUGAAAUCGUGUAUUUUUACGCACACAUUCAUGGUGAUUAUGCCUUGUUAUAUAGUUAAACAAAUUGAAAAAGCCUUUUCUAAAAUUGCAACAGUUUUUAUGCGAUUCAGGGCAGGGAUGUGCAACCUGUGGGCCAAAUGCGGCCCACAAGAACAAUUGUGCGGCUUGUGUAGAAGUGCCAAUUUUGAAUGGUACGCGGCACCUGAAACGAGUUUUUAAUCUGGUGCGUGUGAGUAAUUCCAACCCCUCCGCGUUACAAAGUAUAUUCCUGAGUCCAAUUUAUUAUCUAUGCCUAUGACGUUACAAUGCCCUAAUAGCUAGCUUGUGCGAAGCGAACAAUGCAUGUCAUAAGAUCGAUAGUCAAAAUGUUUGUGUUGCAACUACUAGAAAGCCUAUGUUAAAUGAGAGUGCGGCCCGCGGUUUCACCCAGUUAUUUGUAUCUGGCCCUCUUGUAUUAAAGGUUGCACACCCCCGAUUUGGGGUAAUCAUUAAAUUAAUCAUCUCGGCCUUAAAACAAACAGCAUAUUUUGAAAGUUGAUUUACCUUAUAAAUCCCAGUAAAAUUUUGUUAUUCUUUUUAUAUCUGCACAUCUCUUCACAUACCUUUAACUAACUAUGAAAGCAAACAUCCAUAUUGAGCUGCUACAAAAUAAUCAUUUUAACGCCUGACUAUGUUCUCUGCUAGUGAUGCCAUACAUGUAAUGUUUUUGUGUUCGAAAUAGAAUCCCAUAUUUUAUAUGUUUUUGAGCUAAAUACAAAAAAGCUGAGCUGUAAAAUUUCAUUGUUCUCAUAUUUAAUGAUUAUUAAGAUUCAUUAUUUAAUUUAUUUAUUUGUACUUUUAUGAGCAAUGAACUUCAAGUGUAUUUUACUAUAAUUUUCGAAUGCUUUAUGAAAUCUUGUAGGUGUAAAUAUCGUCAAACAUAUAAACAGCAUAUGCCAGACCCGCAUAGUCCCUUAGUCUGAAUGACUAUUUAUAUAUACAGAGCUGCUUUUGGAGAAAAAACAAAAACAAUCAAUUGGUCUUAUUCUCAUCUAGAGUCUUUUCCUAUCAUUUCAGUCUCGUGUUUUUGAAAUGCCUUUUUCUUAUUGUGACUGAGACCAAGAUUGAGACCAAGACAUUAUAAAUAAUGCAGACACAUAUAAUCUAUUUAUAUCUUUAUUGCUGAACCAUUCCAGACUUCCAGAUGUCAUUUUGUUUUGUAUAUUUUUACAUGUUACGAAAAAUAAAUAUAUGAUAGAAAUAAAAAGAGUGAAACUAGAUGAUGACCUGCAGAGAAUUGAUUUGAAUUUAAUAUCAAAUUGUUUAUUUUAAAUUGGCACAAAAUUUAGUUGCUUGUCACCAAAAGAUAAUAUCCCUUUUAUCAAUUUGGAACACAUAUAGCACAAUUUUUGUGCUCUGACUUUGAAUAUAAUUACAUUAAUUUGCAACUUAAUGUAAGUGGAUCAUGUUAUUUUUGCUUACUUAGAUAUACCAUGAGUUGCGGCAUAUGGAUUUUAUAUAGUAUACAAGGACCAAUUCACACUUAAUUGCACCUUGUCGUAACAUUGUCCAUUUUUUCAUCUUUAAGAAUCAAUAUCAUAUUUAUUGAGAAAUAAUCUCAGGUACUCUGUUAACAAUUUGCACAAUCAAAUGUGUGCUGGAAUAUUAUUUUUCCAUAUACUGUAUUUAAUUUUUUGUUUAUAUAAAUCAAAAUUGUCGAUUUUUUCUUCAAGAUGAUACUAUUUGAAAAAUGUUAGUGACCAUUAUCCCUGUCUUAUAGUUCCACUUUUUUGUGUCUAUGUCCCUAAAUAAGGUAUUUCAGAAUUAUGUUUUAAUAAUUUUUUAUAUCGAUUAUUCCAAAUGAAAUUAUUUUGAAGCAUAAGUUUUACUAUAUGCUAAAUUUUAAUGACCAAGUAUCAUUUCACAUUGACUUCUCUCAUUUGUUUUAGCGAAAUUUUUCAGUAAUGCCUGUCACUUUUAAUUUUUUUUUUUUCAAGAUGUUCUUCAGUCAGAUCUACUUGGAAAUUGUAUUCAAAUAUGGUUAAUGUAGUUGCCGACUGUCAAAAUCUAAAUUAAAUUUCUUAAUUAAUAAUGGAGAAAUGAUUAUUGGAAUGCAUUUCCUAUUUGAAAGAAGUACUACUUUCGCUUCUAUAAAUACUACUGAUUUAUUGUUUUUUAUCUUGUGAAACAAUUUAGCAAUGAUAUGUACGUAGCAAAAUGGUAUUACAUACUUCACAUCUAAACCGAUUCAGAAACUUUUUUAUUUUCAUCACAAUUUUUGAUCUUCGCUAUGCUCAUCUCUCAUCUAAGAUGAUAAAAAUUGUGUAAACGUUUCUGUCCUGGAAAUUUUUUAUUUUUCGAAACUUAAUAGCUGUACCCAAUGUUGAUGUAUGUGCAAAGGGGUAAGUUAAAUCAAGUUGUAGCAUAUAUUAUUGAUUUCAUAACAGUUAUUUCCUAUGGAACAUUUUCAUACUCCCAGUUCAACUCCACAAAUAUGCAAAAUGGUUUUACCUUCAUGCAGGUAUCUUAAUUUUCUUCCAACUUUUUCGGGUUGAGAAUCUUUUAUUUUAAUCUUGUUUUCUUAUAAUUAUUAUUUCUAGUGUUUCCUAAUAUUGGAACCACUUAUGAUCAACACAUAUGACCACAUAUUUCCACACCAAAUGUGCGCCAUAGAAGGGCCAUGCUUAUUUCUCGGUUUCGGGCCACCUUGGUUUUGUAUUGUAUUCGAGCACAGAACCAAGGACUAAAAUACUAUGAACAAUUGAUAUAUGUGACAGCGAAUUUUAAGUCGAUCCUUUUUUGCCAUCAUGGUGUACUACGUCUUUGAUUGUAUUUGUUUCACUUGUCCUGUUGUGAAUAUAAUUGGAAUAUUUACAUUCCGAAAUCAGAAA
Messenger RNA from Styela clava, 4778 nucleotides. RefSeq names its product ethanolaminephosphotransferase 1-like. Gene Ontology annotation, biological process: phosphatidylethanolamine biosynthetic process. Gene Ontology annotation, molecular function: ethanolaminephosphotransferase activity. NCBI's taxonomy places the organism in Eukaryota, Metazoa, Chordata, Ascidiacea, Stolidobranchia, Styelidae. Gene Ontology annotation, cellular component: endoplasmic reticulum membrane; Golgi apparatus. The record is from RefSeq and is a predicted model, not a curated record.